UCAGAAACCACGCUGAAUAUCCGCUGUCGGUUGAUAUGUAAACAUAAAGGCUUCGAUUGCACUUGAAAGUGAGAUAUUAUAGUUCCGUUAGACGAUAAGAAAGUUUCCAGAUAUGCGUUGACUAACCGUUGCCCUUGAUCUACUAGAAGCGGAAAACCAUUGUAAGCAUCUUCUAUUUAGUAACUUGGAUAUGCAUAUACUGCUGUCAGAUGCAAUUGGAAACUAUGGAAGUAAAUGAACGAGUAGUUAGUCCGUUGAAAAAUUUGAAGGAACUUUAUAACAAAAUAGAUUCUCUUGUAUAUUGGCCAGGAAUUUUUGAUUUAUGUAAAUCGACGGAUUAUGUUUAUCAAGGUAAUGACAUCGAUGCCUAUAUCGAUAAUCCAAAAAGACUGCAAAGGAAUAAUGUGCCGAAAACAAUUGUAUGCCAUGACUUAAAGGGUGGUUACCUCGAAGAUAAAUAUAUAGAUGGAUCGAAUGAAUAUAAUUCUUAUCACUUCUAUCAUUGGAAUAUUGUUGAUACAUUUAUAUACUUUAGCCAUUAUUUUGUAACUAUACCACCGUUUGGCUGGAUUAAUGCAGCGCAUAGGCACGGUGUUAAAAUCUUAGGUACUUUAAUUACAGAGAGUGCGCAAGGAAAAGAAAUUUGGGAUGAAAUUUUUAAAAGCAGAAACAGUGUGGUCAAAUUUGCAGAUGCUUUAAUAAAAAUUGCUCAGUUUUAUAAAUUUGAAGGCUGGCUGCUGAAUAUUGAGAAUGAAAUCAACGAGAACAAUAUUACCCAACUUGUAUUUUUUGUCCAAUAUUUGACGGAGAAUAUUCAUAAAAAAAUAGAUAACUCUGAAAUCAUCUGGUAUGACAGUGUAAUAAAUACAGGAAGAUUAAGUUGGCAAAAUGAGCUUAAUGAAAAGAACGAAUGUUUUUUCAAUAGUUGCGAUGGAAUAUUCUUGAAUUAUACAUGGACCGAUUCAGGUCUAAUAGAAAGUGUUAUUAGAGCAAAUAAACAAAAUAGAAUUAAGGAUAUUUAUGUUGGCCUAGAUGUUUGGGGAAGAGGUUGUCCAGGUGGAGGAGGUUUUAACUCUGCCCAUGCUUUACAAAGAAUACGAGAGCAGGGUCUUUCCGUUGCCAUAUUUGCUCCAGCCUGGACAUACGAAUAUUUUGGACCAAAAACAUUUCCAAGAGUUGAAAACGUAUUUUGGGCUCAACUCAUGCAAUAUCUGUACAUUCAUGUGUGUACGUACGAUAAUGAACGUUUUAUAACUACUUUUUGUCGAGGAGCUGGGAAGAAAUAUUAUGAAUAUGGCAAGCAAAUAACAUAUAAAGAUCCAACUACGAAUAAUGUAAUAGAGAGAAAUAGUUCAUUCUACAAUAUGGCAAUGCAAAAGCAUCAAGUUAUAUUAACUUGUCCGCAUUUAAAAUUUAUUUCUAUGAAUAUAUUACCACCCGCACGAAGGAACGAUCAAUCAAAAAAGCUAGAAACACAAAAGUGUACUUAUGAAACUUUGCAUGAAAAAAUCAAGGUCUUGGAUAAUGAAAUUAUAUUUGAAGACAAGGCUGAUUCAUUCGCUGGAAUAAAUUGUACACAAUUCACUUAUGAUAUUUCAUACGAAGGUGGAGGCUGUAUAAAAUUACUAAGUAAAAAUAUAAGAUCUUACCACAGGUUGUUCUUUGUACAUGUGAAAUUUUCAAAAGAUAUUCAAGCGCGUAUUAUUUAUCGUUAUUAUGAUGAAGAAUCAUCCGAAUCUAAUGUUCAAAAUAGCCCAGUAUUAUUAUUACGUAAUAAUGUAGGAGUUAAAUCAUUUGUACCUACGGAAACAGUUCAAUAUGGAUUAGAAUGGAAAAUGAGUAUUUUUCAGACGAACGUUAAGUUUACCCAUGAGAUUGGCGUGGCAUUGACACGCAUAGGAAGCUGCUACAUAGGAAAAAUCGUUCUCGAGCCAACCACCUCUCGUCUUACCUAAUUUAUAAGUUGUCCCACAU
Molecule: messenger RNA, 1974 nt
Organism: Ceratosolen solmsi marchali
Lineage: Eukaryota; Metazoa; Arthropoda; Insecta; Hymenoptera; Agaonidae
Gene: ENGase
Product: cytosolic endo-beta-N-acetylglucosaminidase
Exons: 7
Coding region: 210-1955 (581 amino acids)
Biological process (GO): protein deglycosylation
Cellular component (GO): cytoplasm
Molecular function (GO): mannosyl-glycoprotein endo-beta-N-acetylglucosaminidase activity
Source: RefSeq, a predicted model, not a curated record